AUGCAGGGAUUCAAAAGUCUGGUGGUAAUGACCCUGACCUUCUUCCUGGUGUUUUCUUUCAUGGGAAAUUGCAACAGUGCUCCGCAGAGACUCUUUGAGAGAAGGAACUGGACUCCUCAAGCUAUGCUCUACCUGAAGGGUGCACAGGGGCGCCGCUUCCUUUCCGACCAGAGCCGGAGGAAGGACCUCUCCGACCGGCCGCCGCUCGAAAGACGAAGCCCAAAUUCCCAACGACUAACUCUUCCAGAGGCAGCAGCUGUACUAUUGGCUUUUUUGCAGAAACCACAAGAAGCUGGAGAAGAAAACUUGGAUCAAACCAGAUUCCUAGAAGACAGUCUGCUAAACUGGUGA
Rangifer tarandus platyrhynchus (Svalbard reindeer) is the source of this 351-nucleotide messenger RNA. The record is from the annotation of a GenBank genome assembly. NCBI's taxonomy places the organism in Eukaryota, Metazoa, Chordata, Mammalia, Artiodactyla, Cervidae.